AGGUGCUCUGCCCUUUCCCACGUUAAAAAAAAAUAAAGUUACGGCUGAAAAUUACUAUAUCACCCUCAAGAACUUCCAGAAAUCCAGAAUACAUGAGGUUUCCAUACCUUUCAUCUCCAUACUCUUUCUCUUGUCUUGUGCUGCCGAUUUGAUUGGGCAAUGGCGAGCACCGGAAAUUCGAUGCUUCUCUCCUUUCUUAUGUUCACUGUAGUUCUCUCACUUGAAGUAAUAUAUAGAGCGAAGUUAGCAUCAUCAGAGUUAUUCACCAUUCUUGGAGGGUUCAUUAGCUCGCUAUUGUUUCUUUUCUUCUUCAUUUUCAUUGCGAAUUUUCAAGAGUCCAGUGGCACCAAAACUGGGUGGGGUGCUGUUAUAGUUGCUGAAUUAGUCGCUCUUGUUGUUGCUGGUACUGUCCACCGAGUUUGUAUCACAACAUGCUUCUUGUUCUCCGCAGGAUUGUUAUACGAGGUUAAUAAGCUUUCAGCUAUGAUGCAAUCUAGAAGCGAACUAAAAUCCAAGAGACACUGAGCCACUAGGCGUCUGCAAAGCCUUACUUUUAGAUAUAGAUUCUGGUGUCAACGAGAUUGUAGUUUCGUUCACUGCAAAUCAUGGUAAUCUGUUAUGUUUGUUGGUUAGAUAUGCCUUUUAUACCAUGCCAUGGGAAGUUGUUUCCCUUGUGUCUCGACCAUAACAACAGUUUAUGACGAACAAUGUGAAAAAAAAUCAACGACAACAAAUGUUUCAGAAACGAUGUUAUACAUGUUUAGAUGUUGAGUGGUUCAUGCUUCGACUCAUGAAUUGUGUUUUUUUAGAUUAUCUUGUUAUUUCAAAUCAGAUAAAAUGGUAAUUGUUGCAAUAUUUGUACAAUGUAGAAAGUAUUAUCUAUAGUCAUGAUUGUGGAUUA
Messenger RNA from Chenopodium quinoa (quinoa), 901 nucleotides. Its product is annotated as protein KRTCAP2 homolog. The transcript has 5 exons. The coding region runs from base 160 to 525 and encodes 121 amino acids. The record is from RefSeq and is a predicted model, not a curated record. NCBI's taxonomy places the organism in Eukaryota, Viridiplantae, Streptophyta, Magnoliopsida, Caryophyllales, Amaranthaceae.